AUGAACGAGGGGCAGAACAAUUUGUUUACUUGCUCCAGAGCAACAACACUUUUGCAUCUGCUACCCGAUCCGCCAUCCCACUCGCACCUCCUUACACACGACGCAUGCACGCACGCGCAAACCAUACAUCUUUACUCGAAUUCGUCGCGCAACAGCUUGCUUCUAUCCCCGCGACUCGCAAUUAACUCCCACUGUUCAGCUCCCUCCUACCAUGUCGCAAGACACCGGCCUGUGGAGUGUGCGCAGACCAAGAGAAGUCAGCAUUUUCCUCAAUAUCAGCCUACAUUAGGAGGCAUUAACUACAACACCGGCCUACCUCAAACCGCAUCAGCGAUGAAGCGAUCCGCCUCAGGCGUCGGCACGGGCGCGCCCUACUCAAACAGUCAUGGCCGAUCCAUGUCCGGCUCCAGACAAUCUCUGGCAUUAUCGCGACCUAGCCAGCCCAUGUUCCAGCGCUCAUCAUCCGGAACGAACUUGGCAGACAUUGGCCUGUCCUCAGUGAAGCGAACAUCAUCGAUGCGCGACAAGUCCUUUGCCCCGACGCCUGCACCAGGACGAUCUUCACAAGACGAUAGAAGGAGCAGCGUGUACCGCGCAAGGACAUCAACCGCCGGACCCAUGAGCCACCAGAGUUUCUUCCAGCAAGCACCACAGCCUGCUGGCGUACCACGAGACCCCCGCCCGCUGCGAGACAGAUCCUACCAGGCUAGAAUAGGACAAGAGCUGCUGGAUUACCUCGCCCAAAACAACUUCGAAAUGCAGAUGAAGCACACCCUAUCGCAAAACAUUAUCAAGUCCCCUACACAAAAGGAUUUCAACUUCAUGUUCCAAUGGCUGUACAGACGGAUUGACCCGAGCCACAAGUUCCAAAAGAACAUCGACCAAGAAGUGCCGCCUAUCUUGAAGCAGCUGCGGUACCCGUACGAGAGAAGCAUCACAAAGAGUCAGAUUGCCGCUGUUGGUGGUCAAAACUGGAGCACUUUCCUGGGAUUGCUGCAUUGGAUGAUGCAGCUGGCGCAGAUGCUGGAUGGCUACGCCUGUAGUCGAUACGACGACGCUUGUCUCGAAAGCGGCAUCGACGUCACCGGGGAUCGUAUCAUUUUCGACUUUUUGAGCAAGGCAUAUAGGGACUGGCUUGCCAUGGACGAGGACGCAGACGACGACGAUGCCAACCGAGCACUAGCCCCUCAUAUUGAAAGGAUGGCCGCCGCUUUCGAGCAGUCCAACUCCAAGUACACCUCCGAACUUGAAAUGCUCGAGGCAGAGAACAGCCGACUUUUGCAAGAAAUUGAAGAUCUUGAAAAGUCUACACCGGAUCCCGCGGUACUCGACAAUCACUUCAGGAUCAUGGAAGAGGACAAGAUCAAGUUCGAGGAGUACAAUGCGCUUGCCAUGCAGAGAUCCGACAAGUACGAAACCCGAAUCAACGUUCUACACGAAGAGCUUGAUAAGCUCAAUGAGGAGCUAAGAGAGGUAGAGGACGAACGACGAGGACUUCAAAAGGCUGUGGACGAUCUCGGCAUCAGCAUGCAGGAUAUCGACCGCAUGACUGCUGAGCGGGAACGUCUUCAGAAGGGAAUCGAGUCGGCAUCGCAAAGAUUGGAGGACGUCAAGAAGAAAGUCGCCGAAAAGGAGAUGGAGGCGAGCAGGAGAUUGGACGAACUCGAGAGAAUGGUAGACAGAUACAACACUUUGGCGUAUCAGAUUGCGCUUAUACCUGCAACCGCAGUCAACGCUAACGGCAGAGACUACGAAUUGCAAGUAACGGUCAACGAUGGACCGGACUUCAGCUCUUCCCAAUUGAAGGGCUCUAGCGGCGUUUCUUCAAGCGACCGAUUGCUUGCUGACCCUGUUACUGGUUACCAAGCCGCUCACAUUCUCAACCUCGACUUGCGCGGACAGGUCAAGAACAGUUUCCUCACGCUCAGAAAGGAGAUUUCCGAAAGGAGAACCAUUGCUAUGGACAACAUGAUGAAGGAUCAUGAUUUGCUCGAUGGCAUCAAGGAGGCAAUCGAAGACAAGCGUAACGAAGUUGAGGCUCUGGAGCAUCGUGUCCGCGCUGCUGAAGAAGAAUAUGAGAAGACCAAGGAGGUAACAACGACACAAAAGAUGGCGUCUGAUGCCCAGAUCGAGAAGAUGGAAAAGGAGCUUGCCAAGAUGCGAGCCACUUUGUCAGAGUCGGUACAGCUGAUGGAGCAACGUGAGAUGAACACCAGCAUCGAAUACGAACAGCUCGUGCUUCGUGCCAACUCCCUGCGAGAAGAGCUGCACACAGAGAUUGACCGCAUGCUCAACGAUGUCAUCAAAUUCAAGAUUCACGUACAAAAGAACCUUGACGACUACGAGGGUUUCGUGGCCGAUGAGGUUCAGGCAGAGUUGGGCAGCGAGGAAAUGGGCGACGACACACGGAAUAUCAACAUGGCUUGCUUUUGUUCUUGUUUCUCAGAUACCAUGAUGACGGAUAAUGACGGCGACAGGGACUUCACAGUCUCGAUGAAUUUGAACUUGUUUACUGUUUUUUUGACUUUUUUGUACCUCUAUGGCUUGAUUUGGUUUUUGAAGACUUCCAGCUAUCUCCGCCUCGAGACGCAAAGGUUGAUGGAAGGAUACAAAAGGCGAGUUGACAACCUGAUGGGAUUGCUCAUGGCACACUAUCUGUACGACAUCAUAGCCACCAUAUCUCACAUUCUCAAACCCCAUUCCGCAGCUAUCAUGAACUUCCUUACACCGACAAACCACCAACAACUCCCCCUGCCAAACAAACCAGCGACAAAUCCCGACGCCGCAGUCUGGGAAUCAGCAAUCCUCGCACUACGCCGACAAAGCAGCAUUCCACUCUUGGACAAAAAGGUGCAAACAUGGCGCGACGGGUUUGAAGAGGCAGAGUACCGGGACGUCCACCAUCUCGUCCAGGAGCACCGCUUACCACGGGACGCAACACGGCAAAUCCAAAGCUGGCUACGGGAGGCCCGUACGUUGGAGACCGAGGCAAAGAAUUGCGGACAUAAACCUACAAGGAUCCUGUACGCUGGUAUUGUGCAGGACUGCGAGGCGGAACUGCAUUGUCUUCGGAACCAGUUCGUCAUCAAGACGUUUCGGUUUGAGCGUAUUCCGCAUAACCUUGCGAAAUUACGGCGAUGGAUUGGUCGUAGCGAGGAGAAUCCAGCAACAAGUACCACGGGAGUUUCUCUAAAUACUACCACGAUUGAAAAUAAACCGUUAGGAAGGACCAUAUCGCUUCCAUCCCUCGGCAAACCGCGACCGCUCAGCCUUGAGCUCGUAAGGGGAGCCAUGGAAAUACCAGACGAGAUCGACGGCCCGGACGCAAUGGACGACGAGAACGAAGAACAAGAAGAGGAAAAAACAAAGAAGACGGAAGAUUACACCUGCUCUGACCAAGAGUGGGCUCAUUGUCUGGAAGACUGGAGUCGACGCCAAGAAGACUGGGCUCAACAACAGGAAGACUGGGCUCGCCGCGAGGAGGAGCAGGAGAGCCAGCGGCUGCAGCUGGCGAUGAGAUACAAGUACCCGGUCAACAUGCGCCGAGCCAAAACACAGUACUUGCGGGCCAUGGAGAGGCAGGAGUGGGAGCAGGAGAAGGGGGUGUGCGACUUUGCUGGUCAUGAUCGUUUCUCGUGGGCCUCGGUGUAG
Molecule: messenger RNA, 3651 nt
Organism: Colletotrichum lupini
Lineage: Eukaryota; Fungi; Ascomycota; Sordariomycetes; Glomerellales; Glomerellaceae
Product: HEC/Ndc80p family protein
Exons: 8
Coding region: 1-3651 (1216 amino acids)
Biological process (GO): attachment of mitotic spindle microtubules to kinetochore
Cellular component (GO): Ndc80 complex
Source: RefSeq, a predicted model, not a curated record